AUGGAAUUGUGGAUUGGAACAAUUCGUGUUUUGAUUGAAAAAGCUAGCAUUCUUAAGAGUCAUUUAUUAACUGCUUCAAAACUAUUGUAUAUAAAUAAUGUUUUCUUUAAUGCCAUGAUGCAAAAAAAUCAAUUACAACAAAGUAAAUCAGAAGAAAAUAAUUUGCAAGGCGUGGAAGACAUCGAAGUACGUUCACAGAAAGAACAAGAACACACUCAAGAAUAA
Messenger RNA from Funneliformis mosseae, 225 nucleotides. Lineage: Eukaryota; Fungi; Glomeromycota; Glomeromycetes; Glomerales; Glomeraceae. The record is from the annotation of a GenBank genome assembly.